AUGUACGGUUGUACGUCUAUCGCGUAGUCGGGUAUCUAUAAUUUACGUAAUUCGUGAUGCAACGAAUUUAUCAUCUUGCCUGACAGACGCCUUGGCCGUGCUUGUGACAGGCAUUGACGUACUUCAAAUAAUAACAGUGAUAUUGAUCGGUGAUCCGUACUUAUCCUAAAUCAGACACAAUUUAGUUUAUGAAAAAAAGGCUGAUGUAACGGAAUUUAAUUGAAGCUUAAUAAGACUGAAUGAAAAGUAUUAGGUUAUGCCAAAUCUUUCUUAGUUCCUACGGUUAUGUCUUUUAGGUUAUGUUAUUUUGAUAAGAAAAUAUUUUAUCGUGGCCUGAGCGCACGUAUACCAAGUACAGUUAUGCAAAUCCGGUUCGACUAAAUCGUGCUAAAUAAACAGCAAUUUGGAAAGAAUCAUGGUUAAUCUCAUGGCCGUAUCGAUGAAGCUUUCCUUAUCCAUAAGAAAAGAUCGGCAAGUUUGAUUUUAAUAGUUUCCGCCUCAGUUGAAGCCAUGGAUUAUGAAUACGUACCAUUCCAGAGGGAAAAAGAUAUACAUAAUAGAUGUUGCGGGGGAAAGUUUUGGUGCAUCAAGGAUAUAUGCGGAAUUAUUUGUGCCAUAUUAACAUGGCUAUUGAUAAUUUAUGCAGAGUUUGUAGUGAUGGCAGUGAUCCUUAUUCCAAGCGUAAAUACACUUUACGCUACUUUUAACAUGGCCAUAUUUCAGUCAUUAGCUAUUUUGGCAUUCGCUUCUCACCUUAAGACAAUGUUUACAGAUCCGGGUGCUGUUCCGAAAGGAAACGCAACCAAGGAGAUGAUUCAGCAAAUGGGAUUCCGAGAGGGGCAAGUUAUAUUCAAAUGUCCAAAGUGUUGUUCCAUCAAACCUGACAGAGCUCAUCAUUGUUCCGUUUGUCAAAGGUGUAUCAGAAAGAUGGACCACCAUUGCCCUUGGGUUAAUAAUUGCGUAGGAGAAAAUAAUCAGAAAUACUUUGUACUUUUUACUUUUUACAUUGCUGGCAUAUCAUUGCAGUCUCUAUUCCUGUGCGUCCAACAGUUUACCACUUGCGUUAGACAAGAAUGGAGAGAAUGUUCAACAUUCAGCCCCCCCGCAACAGUCGUGUUACUUUUAUUUCUAACGUUUGAGGCUCUUCUGUUUGCUAUUUUCACUGCAGUAAUGCUGGGUACCCAAUUACAGGCAAUUUGGAAUGAUGAGACGGGAAUAGAACAACUCAAAAAGGAAGAAGCCCGUUGGGUUCGAAACAGUCGAUGGAAGUCCAUCCAAGCUGUAUUUGGAAGAUUUUCUAUUGCCUGGUUUUCACCCUUCACGUCACCGUCAAAUGCCAAGACAAAACUCGAUUCUUAUUUAUAUUCUGUAUAAGUUAUUUAUAAAUAUAUAAACAUGUAUUUAUAUACAUAUUUAACUAACACUCUAA
Molecule: messenger RNA, 1429 nt
Organism: Diprion similis
Lineage: Eukaryota; Metazoa; Arthropoda; Insecta; Hymenoptera; Diprionidae
Product: palmitoyltransferase ZDHHC3
Exons: 7
Coding region: 511-1374 (287 amino acids)
Biological process (GO): peptidyl-L-cysteine S-palmitoylation; protein targeting to membrane
Cellular component (GO): Golgi apparatus; endoplasmic reticulum
Molecular function (GO): protein-cysteine S-palmitoyltransferase activity
Source: RefSeq, a predicted model, not a curated record